Molecule: messenger RNA, 1405 nt
Organism: Schistocerca piceifrons (Central American locust)
Lineage: Eukaryota; Metazoa; Arthropoda; Insecta; Orthoptera; Acrididae
Product: cuticle protein-like
Exons: 2
Coding region: 53-1201 (382 amino acids)
Cellular component (GO): extracellular matrix
Source: RefSeq, a predicted model, not a curated record
CCUCCUCCACUCCCAGGACAGCUGCAGCAGUCGCCUCCCAACCACAGCCGAGAUGCAGAGUGUCGCCGUCCUCGCCUGCCUGCUGGCCGCCGCCCACGCCGGGAUCGUAGCGCCGGCCCACCUCCCCGCGGCUCCAGCGCCGGCGCCGGCCCACGCCGUCGUCUACGACCACUACGCGCCGCCCAGCUACAGGUUCGACUACGCCGUGGCCGACUCGCACACGGGCGACGCCAAGACGCAGUUCGAGCACCGCGACGGCGACCGCGUGACCGGCGCCUACAGCCUCAUCGACGCCGACGGCACGACCCGCAUCGUCGAGUACACGGCCGACGACCACAACGGCUUCCAGGCGGUCGUGAAGCGCAUCGGACACCCGACGCCGGCGCCGCCCAGGGCCGUGGUCGUGGCCGCCCCCGCUCCGGCACCCGCCGCCCACGCGCCGGUGUACGCCGCCCCCGCUCCUGCUCCCGCUCCCGUCGCCCACGCCGCUGUUUACGCCGCCCCCGCGCCGGUGUACGCUGCCCCCGCCCCCGCCGCCCACGCAGCUGUCCUGGCCGCCCCCGCUCCCGCCGCCCACGCAUACGCCUACCCGGCUGCCGGCCACGGUCCUGCGCCCUACCACGGUAGUGUCGCCGUCCUCGCCUGCCUGCUGGCCGCCACCCACGCCGGGAUCGUAUCGCCGGCCCACCUCCCCGCGGCUCCAGCGCCGGCGCCGGCCCACGCCGUCGGCUACGACCACUACGCGCUGCCCAGCUACAAGUUCGACUACGCCGUGGCCGACUCGCACACGGGCGAUGCCAAGACGCAGUUCGAGCACCGCGACGGAGACCGCGUCACCGGCGCCUACAGCCUCAUCGACGCCGACGGCACGACCCGCAUCGUCGAGUACACGGCCGACGACCACAACGGCUUCCAGGCGGUCGUGAAGCGCAUCGGACACCCGACGCCGGCGCCGCCCAGGGCCGUGGUCGUGGCCGCCCCCGCUCCGGCACCCGCCGCCCACGCGCCGGUGUACGCCGCCCCCGCCCCUGCUCCCGCUCCCGUCGCCCACGCCGCUGUUUACGCCGCCCCCGCACCGGUGUACGCCGCCCCAGCUCCCGCCCCCGCCGCCCACGCAGCUGUCCUGGCCGCCCCCGCUCCCGCCGCCCACGCAUACGCGUACCCGGCUGUUGGCCACGGUCCUGCGCCUUACCACGGUUAGAGGACCUGCCGCCCAACAGACUGCAUCGUUGUCCACCACAUAGCUCUCGGCACGAGAGCGGUUUACAUGAAUGACCCGCCACCGCAUCGCUUAACUAACUUCGCCACUGUUGACCCAUCGUCGCACGUUCAUCGUUCACUUGCAUAUACAUUGUAAAACAUAUGAACACUGUAAAUUAAAAUUUAUUUUCUGAAAUUAAGUGCU